Molecule: messenger RNA, 4020 nt
Organism: Closterium sp. Naga37s-1
Lineage: Eukaryota; Viridiplantae; Streptophyta; Zygnematophyceae; Desmidiales; Closteriaceae
Source: the annotation of a GenBank genome assembly
AUGGCCGCUGUGUCCGCAGCAGCUACUGUGGGGCCUAUUUACCCUCGAAGUAGUCACCUUCCGCUUAUUGUCACAUCCGGGGUAUCUUCACGACGCAGCGCACUCAGCAGGAAUCCCCGCAGCAGCAGCGGCGGCGGCAGCAGCAGCAGCCGUCCAUUCGCGAACGCAUGUCUCCUCUCUGCCACACCUUUCCCGCUCUCACAUACGUUCGUUGCUCCCUCGAAUUCCCGUUUUAGCAGUAACCACCCGUUCGGCCGCAAUUGCCGGCUUGCAGCAUCGGCGGUGGAGGGGAGUGUGAGCUCAGGGAUUGCCGAUGGGGGAGGUGAGGUGCAGGGCGAUGGGGAGGAUGAGGAGGGGGGGAUGAGAGGGGAGAGGAGACGGGAGAGACGUGGAGUGGGGGAGAAGGCUGUGCGAGACGAGAAGGGCAUUCCAGCAGAAAUUGUAGAGUUGAGUAUGGUUGAAACGAGUCAGAUCAAAACGAGUCACGUUGAAACGAGUGCAACUGAAACGAGUCAGACUGGCAAGGGUGGCGGCGCUGGGAGCAAGAGAGCAGCCGUUGCGGCUGCUGUGAGAAGAGCCGCUGCUCUGGUGGGUACUGUGCCCGUUAAACUAAAGGAAACUGCUGCUCCGAUAAAAGAGGUGCCUGGUAGGCUGAAAAGAGCUGCUGGCGUGGCUGCUGAGGCACCUAGAGCGUUGACAAAGGCCGCUGGUGAAGUAGGUCGCAAGGCAGGGCAGAGGCUGACUCAGCUGCCGGAUUCUGUCUUUGACUUGGGUCAACGCGCUGGUCAACGGGUCAAAGGCAGGCUGGGAGACCUGGGAGGUCCCAAGGCAGGGCAAAAGCUGAGCCAGCUGCCGGAUGCUGUCUUUGACUUGGGUCAACGCACUGGUCAACGGGUCAAAGGCAGGCUGGCAGACAUGGCAAUUCACAAGGCUGGGCAGAAUUCGGGUCAACUGCCGUUUUCUGAUAUCAACUUGAGUCAACUGCCGGAUUCUGUCUUUGACUUGGGUCAACGCACUGGUCAACACGUGAAAGGCAGGCUGAGGGAUCAGGCUGGUGGGUGGAGGAGAAGACUGAGUCAACGCUUGGUUGACCAGUCCAGUGCAGCGACUACAGCUGGAGAUGGGUUACUACAGGACGGGGAAGAAUUAGGCCAAAGAGUCUCUGUAGGUGUAGCUUCGGCAGGUGUAGCUUCGGCAGGGGUUGGAGCAAGUUCAGGUUCAGAGAAAAGACGUCAGAAGCGGGUUAGAGUGCGGAUUCGAACCUCGCUAACAUCAAAAGAACAAGGGCAGACACUCAAGCAGCACGCACAGGCGUUGAAACAGCAGUCCCAAGCACUGCUGAAGGAGGCAUUGAGGCAGAGAGCUGAAACACUUGCAGGCGCUGCUGCUGCUGCUGCCACUCCCGAAAGAAUCCGGGCUUUAAGAAAAGCGGCCACUGCUACUGUCAGUGUCUCUCUGUUAGCAACCACUGCCGCUGCCGCUGCUGCUGCGGCGGCUGCUGCUGCUGCUCGUGGGGGGUUGGUGGUGGGUUCUGUUGGCGGCAGUGCUGCCUUUGCUCGUCAGAUUGCUAGGAGAAGGUACGCUGCUGAUGGUGGCGCCGCUGCUACUGUGGUGGUGGUGGGAUGUGAUGGGUAUGCCACUGCAGAAGUGGCUGCCAGUGGUGAUGUUCCUGUGUGUGGGGAUGAUUGUAUAGCAAGUGGUUGUAAUGGGGUAGAGAGUGGUGCUGCUGGGGAGAAGGAUGGGGAUUAUAGCGAGGGGAGGCUUGUUGCCAAGGCUGGUGGUGUGACUGAAGGCAGAGGUGCUACAAUGGAGGACCCACCUGACCCUACCGGACACUCCCAGGAGGUAAAGAGACCAAGGAUGGAAGAGGAGGAGGAGGGGGGAAACAGAAAAGCCGAAGGGGUGAGGGAAGAGGAGGGGUGCGAGAAGAAACGAUCAGGGGUGCAGCAGCUGCAGCAGUGGUGGGCGUCGAUACUAGCAGCAUGUGCCACUGCUCUCAAAGAGACAGUGGGGAAACAGCUAGCAGGGGGGGUGAUGACCCAUGCUGCCCGGUGGUUGGCUGCUGGAAUCACUGUGCUGCUGCUGCUGCUGCUGCUGCUGGCUCUUCUAGUGGCUGCUGCUGGUGCUGGGAGGGGGAGGGGGAGGGGAGGGAAGGGUGGGAAGGGAGGGAAUGGAGGGCUGAGGCGAGGAGAACAGCAGGCGGUGAGCUUUGAGUUGGAGAAAAAGCCGCUUGUAGGGGCAAGAAGAGUGGAGUGGAAAGGUGAAAAGGGUGCAGCGAGGUUAGGAGCGGUGGAUUUUAGACAAGAAGAGGUGCUAUGCAGUGCAGCGAUGGAUGGCCCAAGGGUUGUGCCGUGUGAAAUGUUGAGAGACUGUGCGGUGGUUGGUGGUGAUGCAGUGAAGCAUGUGCAGCUGGUUGCUUGGAGACAGGGGAUGACCGGACAGCAGCAGGAGGUGCAUCAUCAGCAGCAAGAGUACCAGCAUGACUGUGUGGUGGGUGGUGACGCAGUGAAGCAUGUGCAGCUGGUUGCUUGGGGACGGGGAACGACCAGACUGCAGCAGCAGGAGCAUGCCGAGCAGCGGUGGUGGAGGGAGAAGAGUGGGAAGAGAAGGAGAAGAGGAGGGGCGAGCUGGGUGAUCGAUAGUAGCAGCAGUAAUAGCCAUAGUGAUAAGGAGAGAAUGAGCCGGCACAGGGCAUGGGAGGGAGGCAAGGAGAGCGUUGGAGCGGUGAGUGGAGAAGCAGGACCAGUCAUGGAAGUCAAUCAAGUCAACGGGGGUAGUCAAGAGGGAGUCAGUACGAGUAAAUCCAGAAGACAGGAGAGGGACGAGGCAAGGAGGGUAAGGGAGGAAAAAAGGAAGCGGGAGAAAGAAAGGGAGAAGGAAAAGGAGAGGGAACGAGAGAGGAAGAGGGAGAGGGAAAGGGAGGCGCUAGAGUAUGAGAUAUGGCUGCAGGGGGUGUGGGAUGAGGCAGUAGCGCGGGGCAUAUCGGAGGAGACAGUGAGGGAGGCUUUGGAAGGGCUGCAGCCGCUGCCUGCUGUGGUGUCCAAGCCGCUGCCUGCUGUGGUGGCUAAGGUGACUGGUGCAGCAGAGGUGGUCUUGACUGCACGGCAGUAUGUGGCCAGGAUGGUGAGUGAUGCACGGGUGCUGGAAGGCAGGCAGGUGAUGGAAGCUCACCGGAAGCUUCUGGCGGAGAUUGAGGAGAUCUACGGCGUGCCGGCCAAUGUGAUGACUGCGCUGUGGGGCAUAGAGAGCAGCUAUGGGAAGAACAUGGGCAAGUGGGAUGCCGUUCAAGCUCUGCUCACCCUCGCAUAUCGUACGAAGCAGCCUCGCCGCGCCGCAUUCUUCCGGGAAGAGCUAAUGGAAGCGCUGUCUAUCCUUGAGAACAACCACGGGCCUCCCGUAGCAAUCCAGAGCCUUCCUGCUGCUGCUGCUGCUGAUACAGCUGCAAGCGCAGUGGGAGAGAGGAGGGUGCGGCUGCUAGGGUCGUAUGCAGGGGCCAUGGGGCAGUGCCAGUUCAUGCCGUCGUCCUUCAAGGCCUAUGCUGUUGACUAUGAUGGAGAUGGGAGAAGAGAUAUUUGGACUUCCAUUCCCGACGUGCUCGCAUCAAUGGCAAACUACCUCAAGUGCAACCGGUGGAAACGAGGGGAGCCAGUGGGGGUUGAGGUGGUCCUGCCCCCCGACUUCCCGCCUUCGCUCUUAAAGCCCGCCGUGAAACUCACAGUGGCGGAGUGGCAGCAGAAGCACGGAGUCAGAAUUGCUGAUGGAAGUAAUGCCACCGGUCGGAACGUUCCGAGUAGUGGAAGCAAUGAAAGCAAUGAAAGCGAUGAAAGCGAUGGAAGGGAUGGAAGCAGUGCAAGUGCUGCCACGAAUCUGCCUCCUGACAUGAUCGCCAACCUCAUCGCACCUGACGGUCCAGCUGGCGUCGCUUACCUGGCAUGCCACAACUUCCACGUCAUCCUGCGCUACAACCCCGCCAAGCUGUACGGCCUGGCCAUUGCUGAGCUGGCACGCAGACUGGGGUAA